Molecule: messenger RNA, 1781 nt
Organism: Lepus europaeus (European hare)
Lineage: Eukaryota; Metazoa; Chordata; Mammalia; Lagomorpha; Leporidae
Gene: TRAF3IP3
Product: TRAF3 interacting protein 3
Exons: 16
Coding region: 120-1781 (553 amino acids)
Source: RefSeq, a predicted model, not a curated record
AUGUCCCCAGAAGCUGGAACGCUUUCCUGAGCGCUUGGGUUGGAGCCUGGAACUCGGAGGGUCCAGGCGGUUAUGCAAGGAAGUGGAAGCCAAGAGCAACAGGUGCUCGGGAGGUCAUCAUGAUCAGGCCAGACCCCAGGCCCUCCCCCGGCUUGGCCCGGUGGGCUGAGAGCUACGAGGCCAAGUAUGAGCGCCGGCAGGAGACCCGUGAGAGCCGCCGCUGUCGCCCCAACAUGACCACUUGCCGCCAGGUGGGAAAGGCAAUGAGGACCCAGCAGAGAGAGCAGCUCCAGCGAGCUCGACAACGGCAGUUCUUCCAGAGGAGGAAGCUGGAGGUGGAAGAGAGAGGCCAGGCACGGCCUCCCGGGGCCAAGGAGCAAGGUCCCUCCAGGAGGACACGCCAGGCUGCUACCCUCAACAGGUCCUUGUCUUGUGACAACAGGAUCUCCUCCCCUGGACAGCAGGUGGCAGAGACCAGCUCUAAGAGCCUUCCAGGCCAGCAGCACCCUCCUGCAGACAUCCAGAGGGGUCUAGCUGACCAGCCCUCCCCCCUGGCAGGGGGCCUCCCACCACAGGAUCCUUCCAUCAGGAAGCUGCCCAAACAUCACCGUGGCACUCAGACCAAGGCAGAAGAACCACAGCCGACACUGAAGAAUGAUGCCAGUCAGCAAACCAAUUAUGGAGUGGCAGUUCUGGAUAAGGAAAUCAUCCAGCUUUCCGAGUACCUCAAAGAAGCCCUACAGAGGGAGCUGGUCCUAAAACAGAAAAUGAUGAUUCUCCAAGACCUACUGAACACGCUGAUUCGGGCCUCUGACAGCUCAUGGAAGGGACAGCUGAAUGAAGACAAAUUGAAGGGCAAAUUGAGAUCCUUAGAAAACCAGCUCUACACCUGUACCCAGAAAUAUUCCCCUUGGGGAAUGAAGAAGGUGCUACUGGAGAUGGAAGACCAGAAGAACAGCUAUGAACAGAAGGCCAAGGAGUCCCUGCAGAAAGUGCUGGAGGAGAAAAUGAGUGCGGAGCGGCAGCUGCAGAGCACGCAGCGGUCCCUGGCCCUGGCAGAGCAGAAGUGUGAAGAGUGGAGGAGCCAAUACGAGGCCCUGAAGGAAGACUGGAGGACCCUAGGGGCCCAGCACAGAGAGCUAGAGAGCCAACUCCAUGUGCUUCAGUCCAAACUGCAGGGAGCAGACAGCAGGGACUCACAAAUGAACCAGGCCCUGCGACUUCUGGAGAAUGAGCACCAGGAACUGCAGGCCAAGAUUGAACACCUGCAGGGGGACAGAGACCAGUGCAGCUUGGACACCCAGGACCUGCAGGAUCAACUAAGGAAGUCAGAGGAGGAGAAACUUGCCCUGAUGACCAGAGUCCAGCAGUUGCAGAGUCUGCUUCAGAGUCCAUCUUCACAGCUUCAGGAACAGGACAAACCCUUAACAAUGAAAGAUCAGGCAUUGCCUGUGUGGAGUCCAAAGCCUGCCCACAACGAGGUGGAGCCUGAGGGUGCAGGGAAGGAGAAGGACUGGGAUCUCAGAGACCAGCUGCAAAAGAAGACUUUGCAGCUCCAAGCCAAGGAAAAGGAGUGCAGAGAACUCCGCUCAGAGUUAGACGACCUCAGUGACGAGUACCUCUCCUGCCUGCACAAGCUGCAGCACUGCAGAGAAGAGCUGAACUUGAGCCAGCAGCCACCUCCGAGAAGACAAUGCGGCCGAUGGCUCCAGAUGCUGAUGGUGAUGAUUGCUAUAGCACUGGCGGUGUUCUUGGCCAAUAAAGACAAUCUGAUGAUCUGA